AAAAAGGUGGUGGUGGCUUUUCUAACAUCUUCUCAGGACAGCUGGUGGUAUUGACAUUUACUCCUGAAAUCUGAUCUGAGGGAGAAGCUGCUACUUGCUGCAGGAUGUGGGCAAAGAAUAUUACUGGAAAUUUUGCCCAUGUGAUCCAUGGUUUGAAUACAAACCAUCUGACAGAUGUAGUUAUUCGGAGGAGCAAACGGAUGAUUCUAGACACUUUAGGAGUAGGACUGCUGGGCACUCGGACAGAUGUUUUUCAGAAAAUGAUACAAUACAGUAAGAUCUACAGCUCCAAUAAAUCCAGUUCUGUUUGGGGCCAACCUGCUCUCAGGCUUCCUCCCCUGUACACGGCUUUCGUGAACGGAGUGGCGGUCCACUCCAUGGAUUUUGAUGACACUUGGCACCCAACCACACACCCUUCCGGGGCUGUGCUGCCAGCGAUCCUUGCCAUCUCUGAAGCCAUGCCUGAGAAUCAGAAGAUCUCUGGUCGAGACCUGCUUUUGGCUUUCAAUGUCGGGAUUGAAGUUCAAGGCAGACUGAUGCACUUUUCCAAGGAGGCCAGCAAUGUUCCUAAAAGGUUUCAUCCACCAUCCAUACUUGGCACCAUGGGAAGUGCAGCAGCCAGUGCUAAACUCCUGGAUCUUGAUCAGUUUAAAUGUAAGGAAGCAUUGGCUAUUGCCAUGUCUUAUGCGGGAGCACCGCUGGCCAACGCAGCCACUCAGACAAAACCUCUCCACAUGGGCAACGCAAGCAGGCAUGGGUUGGAAGCAGCCAUCUUUGCCUCCUUGGGUCUUGAAGCAAACAAGUUGAUACUGGAUCUAGCUUCUGGCUUUGGGGCCUUUUACACAGACUGCUUACCUCAGACUCUGCCAAACUUGCAGUCCUAUUCUUGGCUGCUGAGUGAACAAGAUGUAGCUUUCAAAAGCUUCCCAGCCCACCUAGGGACACACUGGAUGGCAGAGGCAGCUCUGGCGGUAAGGAAACACCUUGCAAAGAGUGGGGAAUCCUUACCUAGUGGCAGAAUCAAGACAAUUGUGCUCAAAGUCCCAGAUAUGCAGUAUGUCAAUAGGCCACUUCCCUCCUCUGAACAUGAAGCCAGGCAUUCAUUCCAGUUUGCCGCAUGCACUGCCCUGUUAGAUGGUUGCAUCUCUAUCGAGUCCUUCAAAAAGCAGAAGAUAUUCAGGCCAGAGCUCCAGGAACUGCUCAGGAAGACACACGUGGAACAUUCUCCUGACAACCAACCCAGCUUCAACACUCUUUACUGUGAGAUCGUCAUCACCCUCCAGGAUGGACACACUUUGUCUGAGCGCUGCGACACGUUCUAUGGGCACUGGAGGAAGCCACUGAGCAGGGCGGACCUGGCGAAAAAGUUCUAUUCUAAUGCCACCUCUGUUCUCAGCUCAGAAGCCACUGAAGGCAUAAUUGAAGUAGUGGAUAAUUUAGAAAAUCUAGAAGACUGUCGAAUGUUGGCAUCGUUGCUUCAAGAGUCCAAGUCCAUGGAUCAGUCAAAAUGUGAAGCAAUUCACUUUGGAAAACACUUUUGAAACGUUGACUUUUCCUACUAAUAUUUACAUGUCAUCUAAGCUCCAGGGAUGUUUCCUAGCUCCCACUCUGAAAAGUGUAUCCAAACCUACCUGACCCCUGGGUAUCUUAGAUAUGCAUGUAAGGUCCAGUGACCAGGAGCUAAGAACACAUACUCUUGUUUUGUUUUGUCCAGGUCAUAACAGAGAUGAGCAAAGAACAACCCUCCAAAUGUUGGACAGCAACUCCCAUGACCCUCAAUGGUGAGGAAUGCUGCCCUUUAGAGGACCAUUGUGAUCUCUGAUCUACACACAUGCAUUUUCACACACUCAACGGGACUUCAGGAUUACAUUUCCCAAACAGCAGUCCCUUAUGCCAGGAGGUUGAUAGUAUUUUGAAGCCAUGAGAACUUUCCAGACAAAGUUGUGAUAAGGAAAGAAAAUUCCCUGUUCAAAAUGUGAAAAGAAAAAAAACGCAGAAGUCUUUGAUGAUGCUUAAAGGAGCUCUUCGCAUAUUGGUUAAUGACGCUUGCAUUUACGGACCUUGAUAUUUUAGAGACUAAAUCCAGUUGUUGAUCCCAACUAGAAUGUGGCCAUUGAAUCAAUGGAAUUUAUACAAGGGUUAACUUAACAAGCCUCAUUCAUUCACUAGUUCUACUCUAGUAGGGGACAACAACCAGACUUCGCUCCACAGAAAUUGAAGAUGCAAAGGAGAUGGGAUUACAGGUAGCUCCUUCUUUUGCAUAAAGUAUCCCAGAGACUCUUUAAAGAGUUCUCCAACUUUUGACUUGUGCUAUAGUCCUGCUACCCUACAUUGCAAGAAUGAAUUCUGUAGGCUAGUGUAGGGAAUGGCCAGAUUCUGUAGCCUGCUCUCCAGGUAACUGUACAGAGAAUUGGUUCCCAACCUUGGAUCGACAGAUGUUCUUGAACUAAAACUCCUAGAGGCCUUCAGCACUAGCUGUGCUGGCCAGGAUUUCUGGGAGUUGUAGUUCAAGAACAACUGAAGAUUUAAGGUUGGGAACCAAUUAUCUAGGGACUUGGAGUGGCGAAUUUCAAAAGAGAUUUGGCAACAUUCAGCACACGGAUGGAGAACUUGUGGCUGUCCAGGUAUUGAUUCCAGGUGCCCCCAGCCAAAAUGGCCAACAGACAAGAAUGAUAGUUUUGUUCCAGCAACAGCUCUGGUCAAAGGUCUGCCACCCCCAGCUUGAAGACUGUGGCCACAAUCCAGUGCACAGCUGUUUGCAGCAAAUUCAUUUUUAUAUUGACAGGGCUUAAAGCUCCCCUAAUUCUUUGCUGGACAUCAGCCCAUGCUCUGUUUUACUCCAGGACCUGGAACUGCAAUGGACAUCUCAUUGCAAUUGAGUUACAAUCUGCUUGUGGAUCAAGGAUAGAAAUAUGAUGGUUUCUUAUCAGCAGAUAAGCAAAAUAUGUUAGUUAACACAUUUCACCUCUUGUGCAAAAGAAAUCACAAUUUAUUUCUAUAUUGCAUACCACUCAAAAUGUUUCUGCAAUAAUUUUAACAGUUUGCUUAUGUAUAAAUACCACCGCUACUCUACCCAUGUAUUUAGUCUCAAGUCAUACCAAGAAAAUACCAUAAAUAAAACAGAUGGCUGCAUUGCCUCAGUACUUGAGGCUUCUGUUUGGACCACAAACCACAGAAAGCUGAGGAAGGCUGCAUUCCAUUGAAACCAA
Molecule: messenger RNA, 3209 nt
Organism: Pogona vitticeps (central bearded dragon)
Lineage: Eukaryota; Metazoa; Chordata; Lepidosauria; Squamata; Agamidae
Gene: ACOD1
Product: aconitate decarboxylase 1
Biological process (GO): defense response
Cellular component (GO): mitochondrion
Molecular function (GO): aconitate decarboxylase activity
Source: RefSeq, a predicted model, not a curated record